This is a messenger RNA of Chaetomium strumarium, 668 nucleotides long. RefSeq names its product Apc13p protein-domain-containing protein. Lineage: Eukaryota; Fungi; Ascomycota; Sordariomycetes; Sordariales; Chaetomiaceae. Gene Ontology annotation, cellular component: anaphase-promoting complex. The record is from RefSeq and is a predicted model, not a curated record. The transcript is spliced from 2 exons. The coding region runs from base 6 to 521 and encodes 171 amino acids.
GCAAGAUGGAGUUUCUGAGCGACCCCAGUUCCGACUCCAGUCGAUCCCUGACGCCCCCACAAGCACGUCUUCCACUCAGCUCGAGCCUCAGUGAAAUGGCUGCGGGUUCAAGCUCGGCGGAGGAGACGUGGGUUCACAAGCGCAACAUUGACAUCUCCGUUUCCCAAGCUCCCGUUUCCUGCACUAUGAACAAAGACAGCUGCUACACGUACGUGCACAUGCACAAACCGCAUCAUGCGGACCUGUUUGAGGAUUUCUGCAGGGACAAGCUCCCCGCCGACGACAUCUAUGUGCCGCCCAACUUGCAGCCUAUCAAUCCCGAGGAGGAGGAUGACGUGGUCCCCGACCAGCACGCCGCCUAUGGGGUCCAAAAGGCUACGCAGAAGGCGAAGGAGCCCGCAUGGAGAGACCUCGGGCUGGCAGAGCUCAUGGCUCGUGGUCCGAAGCCUGGCGCGUCGAAGGGCCGCGCUGGGGGUAGGCGGAAGGUGCCGGGAAGCGACUUUAAGGGUUUGCCGCGCUGAUUGACGACACCGCUCGUCGAUUUGUCGCACUGCAUUGCAUUGCUAGGUGCUGGCUGGGGGAUCCGGGGCUACUAUGAGCGGUCUCAGAGGCGUUUAUUAGGAGUUGAUGGAAUGGCGCAUGGGGGCAAACGGUCAACGUAGAAAUAU